Fonsecaea pedrosoi CBS 271.37 is the source of this 822-nucleotide messenger RNA. RefSeq lists its product as uncharacterized. The coding region runs from base 1 to 822 and encodes 273 amino acids. The transcript has a single exon. Lineage: Eukaryota; Fungi; Ascomycota; Eurotiomycetes; Chaetothyriales; Herpotrichiellaceae. The record is from RefSeq and is a predicted model, not a curated record. Gene Ontology annotation, biological process: protein phosphorylation. Gene Ontology annotation, molecular function: protein kinase activity; ATP binding.
AUGGAAGCAAACUACGUUUAUCUUGACGGCACGACUGUGAGAGAACAGAUCAUCGGAAUAGGAGGGACAGGCAUUGUCGUCCUGCGACGAGGGUACGCAUACAAAAUACCUCUAAUAUCCAAGAUUAUCAAGAUUGACGGAGUUCCCUUCGACUCUGGAAAAUUAUUACCCUCCAGAGAAGGCGAUUAUGACGAGCGCGCCACGGCUGUCAAGGCUUUCGAGCACGAAAAGGCCAUCUAUAGAAGAUUGGGCGACCACCCUGGGAUCAUUCGCUGCUACAAUCUUCAAUCCCCCGACCCCUCAAUCCAGAUGCCAUUGAUGGAGGGCGACCUGAGACAUUAUCUGGAUCAGACGACGCGGCCUGGAAAAGAGACGCUACUAUCCUGGAUGACCCAACUGGCGCACGCCAUGUCCCACAUCCAUUCCCGCCACGUCAUAAUCGCCGACUUCCGUUUAGACAACGUCGUCUUUGACGAGAAGAUGCGUAUCAAGCUCGUUGACUUCUCCGAGUGCUCUCUUAUGCCGCUUGACUGGGAUCUCGACGACUGUGAUGAAAAUGGCUUUUCGACAUGGACCGAUAUUGGCCAGUUCGGGGCGGUCAUGUUCGAUAUGAUAACGGGCCAGUGUUGUGCCUUUGACAUCUAUCAAGACUGGGAGCAGGUCGGAGACCCGACGACCUGGCCUCGACGCGAUUCUCUCCCGUCAACGAGCGGAGUAUGGUUAGGUUCCAUCAUCGAAAAGUGCUGGACUAAGCAAUUUCCGUCGGCGCGAAAUCUUGCAGAAGAGCUGGACAGGGAAAAUGAUAUGCUCCUAUCAAAAUGA